AUGCAUGAUACGGUAUGGGUGGUCGGUUUCCGAGGUUUACAGAAUAACUCCCCCAGGGAGGUUAUUCGUAAGCCCCGAGAUGCAAGCAUGGCUCGUCGUUUGCUUUCUGAGAAGCUUGGUGUUGAGCGUGAUUUGUUGGUGUUUAUGACCUCUACUGAAGCUAAUACUCUAAUAGACUCAGUUGACGAUUUGUCCACUCGCUUGGCGCUGCGAAGGAUGAUGGGUCGGUCAGCGCAGCCACCGACUCAAGGACCAGUCUACCACGCCGAGUUACCGGUGGGUUCUAAGACUGGCCCUGUUAGCACGGUCUCCUUUGAUCGACUUUAUAACGAUUCUCAGGAUCAUCGUUCUGACGUCAAGACCAUGACUGCUAUCGGUGAGCUUCCGAUCCCGGGCGAUAAGGUGUUUCAAGGUCGAGAUGAUGCGAGAAGCGUCUCCAAUUUCUGUCGAGAGCUUGCUCUGACUGGUCAGUUGUAUGGUUUGAACAGUGAGACGAUGUUUCGUUAUGUUCUUGGGUAUCUAUCCAGUACUGUGAAAUCUGAGUUGUAUGACUUACUGGAGCUACAGGCCCUGUAG
Perkinsus marinus ATCC 50983 is the source of this 576-nucleotide messenger RNA. RefSeq lists its product as hypothetical. The record is from RefSeq and is a predicted model, not a curated record. Bases 1 to 576 code for a protein of 191 amino acids. NCBI's taxonomy places the organism in Eukaryota, Perkinsozoa, Perkinsida, Perkinsidae. The transcript has 3 exons.